Trachymyrmex cornetzi is the source of this 846-nucleotide messenger RNA. RefSeq lists its product as uncharacterized. Gene Ontology annotation, cellular component: plasma membrane. NCBI's taxonomy places the organism in Eukaryota, Metazoa, Arthropoda, Insecta, Hymenoptera, Formicidae. The transcript has 4 exons. The coding region runs from base 1 to 846 and encodes 281 amino acids. The record is from RefSeq and is a predicted model, not a curated record. Gene Ontology annotation, molecular function: odorant binding; olfactory receptor activity. Gene Ontology annotation, biological process: sensory perception of smell; detection of chemical stimulus involved in sensory perception of smell.
AUGAUCGCGGAGGAUUGGCAAAAACUGAAAAAUGCAUAUGAGCGAAGCAUGAUGAUCAAAAGAGCGCAAACCGCGCGUAUAAUUAUUAUGUGCGCAUAUAGUGCAAUGACAAUAGCAUUUACCUUUGUUGUCGUUUUGCCUAUUUGUGGAAUCUCAAUCAGAUAUUUGACGAAUGUCACUGAUCCAGGCAAACUGUUGCCAUUGCAAACGUAUUAUCCUUAUGACGUGUCAAAAAGACCGCAAUACGAAUUGACAUUCUUUAUUCAGAGUAUUGCUAUUUUCUUUGCUAUCUUAUCUUAUACUGGCAUUGAUAAUUUUCUCGGAUUAUUGGUGUUUCAUAUUUGCGGCCAAUUGGAAAUUCUUAGAUAUCGUAUCACUCAUUUGGAUAACUUUAUCAAUUUCCACGACAUUCUAAAAAAGAAUGUGAUAAAUCACAUUCGACUACUUAGAGCCAUCGCUGUUAUAGAUGAUACAUACAAUAUAAUUCUCUUAGUAUUAUUUUUAUACUUUGGUAUACUUUUUGCUUGUUAUGGUUUCCUGAUAAUAAACUUAAUAGAAAAGGGGAAUAAUAUAUCAAUUACUCACCUGACAUAUGAAGUAUGUAUUCUUGUCAACACAUUUGGCCAUAUGUGUGUCUAUUGUGCUGUAGGAGAAAUUCUAGUAGCACAAUGCAAUAAAAUAUAUUAUGCGACAUAUAGUAAUAAAUGGUACACUAUGGUUCCAAAAGAUACAGAAGAUAUAUUGUUCUUAAUGACAAGGGGUCCUAAACAAAUUUGUUUCACCGUUGGAAAAGUGUCUCCUGUUACAAUGGCCACAUUUUGCAGUGUAAGAUAUUUUAAUGUUUGA